AAGGGACGAAAUCGACUCGAAAUAAUUUAUGAAGCUUUCUUUUUCUUUUUCUUUUCUUUUUGGGGUAAAAAUAAUAAUCAGGCAAGCAUUUUUUUGGUACGCCAAAACUUGACAAUGUCUUCUGAGGAGUGCAUUAUGCUAGAUGUGGAGUUGGAUGGCUUCAUUCUUUGCAACACCUCUUCUGCUCAACAUGCAAAUCUGUCCCUCCUGGAUGAGGACUUGUUUUACUAUCGGUUUCUGUAUGCAAUUCCAACCAUUUAUGGGAUCAUCAUCUUGAUAGGACUCGUCGGCAAUGUUACACUGAUCAAAAUCUUCUGCACCGUGAAGUCCAUGAGAAACGUCCCCAACUUGUUCAUUUCAAGCUUGGCUUUGGGAGAUUUGCUUCUUUUGCUCACCUGUGUUCCUGUGGAUGCCAGCAGGUACCUGUCUGCUGAAUGGCUGUUUGGUCGGGUUGGAUGUAAACUUAUCCCUUUCAUACAGCUGACUUCGGUGGGGGUGUCCGUCUUCACCCUCAUGGCUCUCUCUGCUGACAGGUAUAGAGCUAUAGUGAGACCAAUGGACAUUCAAGCUUCCCACGCCCUGAUGAAGAUUUGUUUGAAAGCUAUCAUGAUCUGGAUUUUAUCUAUGCUGCUUGCCAUUCCUGAAGCUGUGUUUUCAGACUUGCGACCUUUCUAUGACAAAGGCACUAACAAAACAUUCAUCAGUUGUACACCCUACCCACUGACCAAUGAGCUGCAUCCAAAAAUUCAAUCCAUGGCUUCCUUUCUCAUCUUUUACAUAAUUCCACUGUCUGUUAUUUCAGUAUACUAUUAUUUCAUUGCCAAAAACCUGAUACGGAGUGCUUACAACCUACCGGUGGAAGGAAAUGUCCAUGUUAGAAAACAGAUGGAAUCGCGAAAACGCCUAGCCAAGACAGUGCUGGUUUUCGUCUGCAUCUUCGCUUUCUGCUGGCUCCCCAACCACAUCAUCUACUUAUAUCGGUCGUACCAUUAUUCCGAGGUGGACACUUCCAUCCUGCACUUUAUCACUUCUCUCUGUGCUCGGAUCCUGGCAUUUGCCAACUCUUGCAUAAACCCCUUUGCACUCUACCUGCUCAGCAAAAGUUUCAGGAAACAAUUUAACCACCAGCUUUCAUGUUGCAAAGCCCGCGACCUCAUGAGGUCCCAGAGCAGAAGCACCAUGCGGAUGGCGUCCCUCAAGAGCACCAACCAAUCGAUGGUCGUGUUCAGCUUCAUCAAUGGCAACCACCCCUGCCACGAGGAGAAUGUAUAGGCUGCACCGCAGAGACUGAAAACAGCCACAGGAUCUGUGUAGCCAUCGCUGCUUGUUUUGUUUUGUUUGUUUGUUCCUGUAAGUAACAAAUGUACAUAAUUGCACAGAGAGGCGGACAGUGACCAGAGAACAAACUGACAGCAUGCGAGCAAGGUUUAAUGCAGAGCAGAAGGGCUGCCCACACCUGCACUGUCAUUUUUAGGGGCUUGCAUUGUAAUAUGUGAGUUCCUUUUCAUUUCUACUGUUCAGAGAUGAAUGUUGAAGGCAUCCAGGUCCUCAUCAGAUUAUCAGACAGUUCCUUUGUAAGCCAUGUACAGAAGACUGCGGAGGGAGGAACC
Lacerta agilis (Sand lizard) is the source of this 1610-nucleotide messenger RNA. RefSeq names its product gastrin releasing peptide receptor (gene GRPR). The transcript has 3 exons. The record is from RefSeq and is a predicted model, not a curated record. NCBI's taxonomy places the organism in Eukaryota, Metazoa, Chordata, Lepidosauria, Squamata, Lacertidae. The coding region runs from base 115 to 1272 and encodes 385 amino acids. Gene Ontology annotation, molecular function: G protein-coupled peptide receptor activity. Gene Ontology annotation, cellular component: membrane. Gene Ontology annotation, biological process: G protein-coupled receptor signaling pathway.